This is a messenger RNA of Lucilia cuprina (Australian sheep blowfly), 1425 nucleotides long. Its product is annotated as tyrosine kinase receptor Cad96Ca-like. The transcript has 3 exons. Gene Ontology annotation, molecular function: calcium ion binding. The annotation marks the transcript as partial. Gene Ontology annotation, cellular component: membrane. Gene Ontology annotation, biological process: homophilic cell-cell adhesion. Lineage: Eukaryota; Metazoa; Arthropoda; Insecta; Diptera; Calliphoridae. The record is from RefSeq and is a predicted model, not a curated record.
CUUUUUUUGUUUUUGGUUCUGCGGUAUACAGAAAAUAUUGGCUUUUUUACUGUUGUGAGUCUACGCAACAGUGAAGUACGCAUUCAUAAGCUGUUGUAGGCCGCCUAGAGGUGCACUCUAAGAGGUAUAGGUGCAGGUGGUCGUGACACAAUGCAAUCACUAAAAUUCAGCAUAUUUAUGGCUGUUAUUGCGGUUGGAAUAACAGUUGUUUUUGUUAAACCAGCAUCAAGUCAAGAGCAUGCUCAUGUCAAUAGUCCACCCAUAUUAAUUGUGCCAGAUCGCAAUUGGCGAAUAUCGGAAACGGAACCAGUUGGCCAAAUAAUUUCACGAAUUCGUGCAGAUGAUUCAGAAAAUGACGAGUUAAUAUUUGGAUUGGAACCAGCAUAUAAAGGAACAGUUAAUCCAUUUCGCAUUGAUCCAAUCGGCGGCGUUGUUUAUCUAAAUGAAAGUCUUAUCGGACGGGGUGGGGAAAACUUCUUCCUCUAUAUCACUGUUACGGAUGGACAAUUGACCGCAAAGAAUGAAGUAUUUGUUAAUAUUUUAUCAGCAAAAGAUAACCGAGGUCGUGGACCGAGACCACCGCCUCCAUCCAUAUCAAAUGUUGUACAGAAUAUUUCACACUUUUUACCAUCCUUUGAUCGUUUGCCAGGAGUACAGUCCAUCCGUAAUCAGCAGCCAAACAGAAGACCAUCUAAUAUUCUGCCACCAGGUUUUAAUAAUAUUUAUCCACCACCUGUGCUGAACUUCAACCCAAAUCAACAGCUGCCAAUGUGGCCAACAAAUAAUGUAGAUGAGAAUAGCGAUGAACAGGAUAAUGAUUAUAGCAUUGAAAUGACAACCGUGAAAACGGCAAACACAACGUCGGAGACCUCAAGUCGCACAAUAUUAACACCCAUCAGCCAUCAUGGCACAACGUCAUCAGAAUCCAAGAAUGUAAGCAAGAUUGAGUCAACAGCUACAACAAAUUCAUCAUCAAUCAAUGGUGGAAAACAGGAGAAGGAGGACACGAGCUUUACAUCGCAUUCAACAAAUUCUACCACAAUAUUUUAUGGUUUCAGAUCACAAAUGAUUCCUCUUGUUUUGACUGCUUGUGGGCUCUUUGUGGCAGCUGCUUUCAUCAUUGGAUUUUUGUAUCGCAAACGUUUGUGUGCUUUUGGUAAAACAUUGAAGAAAAAAUCUAAAGAAGAAAUGGCCAAAAAGUCGAAUCAAAGCAAUUUAAGCAGUAGCAAUUUGACAGAUGACAGUCGCAAUUCAAUGGUUCUGCAACACUGGAACGGUCCGAUGGCUUAUGGCAAUCGUUAUGUUCCAUGGGAAAGAGAUCAACAGCCACAACAACAACUUCAUAUACAACAGCAACAACAGAUAAUGCAACAGUCAAUCGUAAGUACUUAUUCAAAUAAAUUGAACAGUAAAAAAAUAAAUUAU